AUGGCGGCAGGAAUGGACUUCUCACCAUCUUACACGAUCUUAGAUGGCGGUGGCUAUGGCAGCAAAGGAGAUGGCUCCUCCAUGGAGGAUGAGAGCGCCGAGGCUGUCGAUAUCAUGAAUCAAGCGAAAACUGGGAAACCCCCUCGUCAUCUUUCAGUAAUGCGACAUUGUGUGAGCACUGCCCGGCUGGUGUCCUCAAAUGAAUUUGUAUGCACCUCUGAUUCGACCAACUUUUCUGUUUAAAACGAAUGCGACUCUUGUUAUCCAGUUGUCAUUAAUGGCCGGGUUAAAUGUGCCUGAAAAUUUACGCGCUCCCUAGGGAUUGGAGGUCGACGGCAUCAGCCUAAAUUCUCCUUCGGAUGGAAGGGGAUGGUUUUUACCUGUUUUCCGAUCUGGAAGCUGUUCUGAGAUUGGUCCGAAGCCAUCUAUGGAGGACAAACAUACUUGUAUCGAUGAUUUGCUGCAACAUCUCGGAUCAGCAGUGAACUUUCCCUCACCAGGGGCUUUUUAUGGGGUGAGAGCAACGUAAACUUGAUCCUCCAGUGAAUUGCGUAGUUUAUUAAUUUAGUAUUGAUUAAUGCUGUUUACAGAUCAACCAUGUUAUCUGGAAUGGAUAUUAAUGUAUAAUUUAUUAUGCGAUUCGUACUGCCCUCGUCUUCCAUUUUCAAAUCAUUCCUAUUUGGCUUUGAUAGAUCUGGAUCUGCGAAGUAUGGAUAGGAAGACUUCCACGAGUUUGAAUUGACAGAGUUUACUUGUUGGUAGGUAUUUGACGGGCAUGGUGGCACAGAUGCAGCAUCAUUUGUCCAAAAGAACAUUCUCAAGUACAUAAUUGAGGACAACCAUUUUCCUACUUCGGUGGAUGAGGCCCUGAGAAGUGCUUUUGUAAAAGCUGAUCACGCAUUUGCUGACACUCGUUCAGUGGACAUCACCUCUGGCACCACAGCAUUGGCCGCCCUCAUUUCUGGAAGGUUUUGAACCUGACUUAUAUCUACCCUUCUUUUACGCGAGCUUUAUUCUGUUGGGCAGGGGGCAUAUUUUUAUCAGCCCUUAUUUGGAAAGAACUAUGGAGAUAUAUGAAAAAUGAAGAACCACCGCCGUUUUAUGCAUUAUAGGCACUUGAUCAAACUGCCGGAUUAGUAUUCAUUAAGAAGCAUGAAAGGGAAUGCGACUUGAUCGAAUAGAAAAAAAGUUGCAGAGGAAAGAAAUAAGAAGAUAUGGUUAUAAAGGGGAAAAAACUUUCUGAUCUUUGGUAGCCUUUGCGCUUUUCACCAUUUGUUAUCUCUGCACAUUACUUCUCUGUCAUCUAACUCUGGUUUUCCCAUCGCAGAACAAUGUACGUCGCCAAUGCUGGCGACUGCCGGGCCGUCCUGGGUAAGAGAGGAAGAGCCAUUGAGCUCUCGAGAGAUCACAAACCCAACUGCACCUCCGAGAGAAUCAGAAUCGAGAAGCUGGGCGGCAGGGUCCACGACGGCUAUCUCAACGAGCAGCUCUCCGUCGCCAGAGCCCUCGGCGACUGGCACAUGAAAGGCUCCAAGGGCUCCUCCUGCCCCCUGAUCGCCGAGCCGGAGCUGCAGGAGACGGUCCUCACCGAGGAAGACGAGUUCCUCAUAAUGGGCUGCGACGGCCUCUGGGACGUGAUGAGCAGCCAGUGCGCCGUCACCAUCGCAAGGAAGGAACUCAUGAUCCACAACGACCCAGAGAGGUGUUCCCGGGAGCUGGUCAGGCAGGCUCUGAAGUGUGACCCCAGCGACAACCUAACGGUGAUCGUUGUCUGUUUCUCGUUGGAUCCUCCUCCUCGGAUCGAAAUCCCCAAGUUGAGAGUUCGCCGGAGCAUUUCGGCCGAGGGAUUGAAUUUCCUCAAGGGGCUCCUGGACGGCAACAGCUGA
Molecule: messenger RNA, 1886 nt
Organism: Spirodela intermedia
Lineage: Eukaryota; Viridiplantae; Streptophyta; Magnoliopsida; Alismatales; Araceae
Source: the annotation of a GenBank genome assembly